GAGAAAGGGAGGGGUGAGGGGUGGGAGGAAGAGAUAGGGUAGGUGGAGAUAGAAAGAGAAAGUCAGAGAGAAAGAGGGAGAGAGAAACAGAAAUACAGAUCAUGUCCCCAGAGGCAGCAGACGCCCUGAAACAAGCAGGUUUUGAAACCGACAGUGACAUCCAGUCACUGACUCGAGAGGAUCUGACCCAGCUGUUACCCAGAGCCGGGGAUUUCAAACUGAGAAAGAACGUGUUUGAGACGAUUCAAAAAUCGUCACUAUCGAAAAGUUGGGAGGAUGUCUCUACUGAUAAUUUUGACCGACUGAAGAACAACAACACAAGGCAGCCGUACUCAAAAGCUUACAAAGGUCAUACUUCUGCUUUAUUUUGGUGUCAUUUUAUCUUAAGUGCGUGAGUAACCUCAUCAUUAAGAGGAAGAAGCAAUAUUUCAGUUUCAUAUUUAUAAACAUUUUUUUUUAAUAUAUCAUGUGUAUUAUAGUUAUUACUAUAUCACAGUUUAGUUGGUACCCAAUAGGAUCUUUGUCAGAAACAAGAAAAGACCAUCAACAAGGAGCACAAGGAGACUCAAAUGCCAGGAUGUCAGCACACUACUUUCAGGAAGUGAAGUACAAGAUGGUUGUCAGAGGUCAAACCUUUGGCGCCCAUACACAGCUGAUGGAUCAAGUGAAUCGCGCCACUAAGGGCGACGUCCGGCUUUUGGAAAACUCUCAGGACAGCCAGAUUAUUAUUGUUUUCUGUCCAAUCACUACACGCCCUGAGUCAGACGUGAAGAGAGCGAUGACAGGUGUCCCAGGUGACAAACCCGUCAUUCUGGUGAAAAUGCACCAUGUAUGUGAGUCCAAGUCCUCACUGUGUUUAAAUACAUCGAUUGAUGACAGGAAUGACGUGUUGCAGGUCAAUGUUUUCUACCAUGAGAACUUACGUGGGUUACUGGAGUGCAAACUAAAUGACACAGCUGUCUCUGAGAUAAAACAAGAAUUACUGAAGCACAGUGAUCAUAGAAGUACAGAUACCAGGGCAAGUACUUCUGGUCAGGGUCCUUCAAGUUGGCUUGACCCUCGUACCUGGAUGUGGGGCUCAGAGGCAAAACAGCUGGGACGUGGAGGCACAACAGGUGGGACGAGCGGCCGGGAGGGGGCGAAUGUGAGACGGAAGUAAUAUUAUAGCCGAACUAAUGUUUUGACAUCCGCAUCACUUUAACGGCGGAGCAGUAAAAAAAUCAGGGUCAAUGCGGUAGGACAUGAGGAGAGACCAGUGUGUAUUUUAUGCCUGAAAACUCUAUAAGACCCAACAAAUUAAGAAGACCCUUAGAAACAUUACACCCCAGUCACAUGCAUGUGUUCUUUUUGGCUGAGCUUUAUCAUCUUUGUAACAAAGUGAUUAUAAUUGAAUUCAUGAAAACAAUUUUAGCUCCAAAGUGGGGCAUGAAAGUUUGAGAACCACUGGGUUAAGAUAACAAUCUUGUUUACAAACAACAAGGUGAAUACAUAACCACUUUGAUGGAGGUAAAAAAAAAAAUCGCAUUGGAUGGUAUCAGCUCCAACAACAGAAACAAACAGAGAAAAUGUAUAAUUAACCAAAUAUAUAUUAACAGUAUGUUAAACAUUGGUAUGUAAAAUCACAGAGGAGAGGAUGACAUUAAAUAAUUUUUUUUCCAUGUCUGCUGUUAAUUUUCUAAAGCUGCCAUAAUUUAAUGUGGUGUGUCUUUGUACCAGUCAUGGUUUUUAAGUAAGAGAUUAACAGUGCAGAGGCUACACAUUCAGUGAUCAGACAACUUUGUGUAUUGACCUACGAGAGACAAAACAAUGAAUAGAUUCGCAAAUAAAGUUUGUUUUAAUGUACAUUUUGCUCUAACUGCUUACAAUGGAAUGCCUCAGAAUGCUUCAUAUGUAAUUAAUGUACAUGAUAACACAAAAUAAACUUCAAGUAUGGGUAUGACCAUAA
Molecule: messenger RNA, 1945 nt
Organism: Pleuronectes platessa (European plaice)
Lineage: Eukaryota; Metazoa; Chordata; Actinopteri; Pleuronectiformes; Pleuronectidae
Exons: 6
Coding region: 467-1159 (230 amino acids)
Source: RefSeq, a predicted model, not a curated record